GCCACGCCUGUAAAUAGAGGACACAGGACAGACUAAAGAUGGCGUCGUUGAGGUGCUUUUUUCGCUCUGGGAGGAAUGCUAUUUCAGUCGUCCUCCGAAGGGAGUUUCAUAAGACUUCGCCGGCUACCUUGCAGGUGACCGUCAGAGAUGCUCUGAACCAGGCCAUGGAUGAGGAGCUGGAGAGGGAUGAGCGCGUCUUCCUCCUGGGUGAAGAAGUUGCACAGUAUGAUGGUGCCUACAAGGUGAGUAGAGGGCUUUGGAAGAAGUAUGGAGAUAAGCGCAUUAUUGACACACCCAUUUCAGAGAUGGGCUUUGCAGGAAUUGCUGUAGGUGCUGCCAUGGCUGGUCUGAGGCCAAUCUGCGAGUUCAUGACCUUCAACUUCUCUAUGCAAGCCAUCGAUCAGGUCAUCAACUCGGCGGCAAAGACAUACUACAUGUCAGCCGGUCUGCAGCCUGUCCCCAUUGUCUUUCGGGGGCCCAAUGGUGCCUCCGCUGGGGUGGCAGCCCAGCACUCGCAGUGCUUUGCUGCCUGGUACAGCCAUUGUCCUGGGCUUAAGGUCUUAAGCCCCUGGAGUGCAGAGGAUGCCAAGGGCCUUCUGAAGUCUGCCAUCCGGGAUGACAACCCUGUGGUGGUUUUGGAAAACGAGCUGAUGUAUGGUGUGGCUUUUGAGUUGUCCGAUGAAGCUCAGUCAAAAGACUUCGUAAUACCCAUCGGGAAAGCAAAGAUUGAGAGACCAGGAAAUCAUGUCACUCUUGUGGCACAUUCCCGAAUGGUGGGUUUUUGUCUUGAUGCUGCUGCUGUCCUGGCCAAAGAGGGUGUUGAAUGUGAGGUCAUCAACCUGCGAACAAUCAGACCUCUUGACACAGAUACUAUUGAAGCUAGUAUUAUGAAAACCAACCACCUGAUAUCUGUGGAGGGAGGCUGGCCCCAGUUUGGUGUUGGAGCUGAGAUCUGUGCCAGAAUCAUGGAGGGUCCAGCAUUUAACUACCUAGAUGCUCCUGCUAUCAGAGUUACUGGAGUGGAUAUUCCAAUGCCGUAUGCCAAGAUUUUGGAAGACAACAGCGUGCCACAAAUCAAAGAUAUAAUUUUUUCUGUAAAAAAGACAUUGAACAUGUAAUAUUGCAGGCAGCAACCUUUUUCACUUCUCAGUCAGGAAAUGUCUACAAACAUUUAAUGUUUCUCAUAUACCAAAUAAUACCUAUAGGGGAAACAUUAAGCAUAGUUCAGUACUACAAAGAAAUGCACAUUGGUCUUUCUGUUACAUGAGGGGUCUGGACUGAUUCAACAAUGAUGACACCAUACUUUGUAUUUGGAUCAUUUCUUAUGUCUCUGAAGAUAAUUGGUUUGUUAUGAAAGGGAUAUUUAUUGGGGAUGGGUGAAUAAUAGCCUUUGUCUUUUGUGCACUUCAAAAUUCCUGUCUAAAUAAUGGAAGCAGAAAUUAUUCAAUAGACAACAUCUCAAUCAAAAUUGUAUUUAUAUAGUGGUUUGCUAGAAUUUGACAAUUUGAAUGUCUACUGGUGGAAAAAAUGCCCUGUAAAUUCAAUGGGAAAAUAGGGUGGCACUGACAUUCAAAAUAAGAUAUUUUAUUGUUUUUAAUAAAUAAACUAAUCAUUUGCUGCUUAAGCACCACCUGGGCUAUCAACUGCUAGAGAACAAGGCAGCAUAUAGAUAAAGUAACUCUGUAUAAGUUCUUAAAGCCACAAUAACCCUGCAACUCAUAUAUAUCUAUCUCCCAAACAAGCCAGACGAAGCAAGGAAUGCAAGAGAUGCUGUUCGAGAUCUGUCAUUGGUUUCUGGGCCCUGGUUAUUUCAGUAGUGAUGGAGAAGUGGCUGCAACAGAUCUCAGAAAUGAUAUCAGUCUCAGCCCAGAAGAGCACCUUCCUAGAACAGGGAAAAUACUGGGCCAUGCCCUCAAACUCCCAGGCCUCUGAUAAAGUAGUGAAACACGUUUCACUUGGGACUGCCACCUCUAAUACAACUGCUGUUUUCUGCAACUUGUCUACUGUCAUGAUGUUUGGUUGAUUCCCCAGUACUUGUUAAUCUGUUUGGAACUGCAGUUAUUUCCUGGAAUUCCUCAUUUACUAUAAAGUAAAUAUAACGGUGAAUUGUUUCAUAGAUCAUUUGUGUUAAUGUGUAACAGCCGAUCAUUAAAAAACACCAAGUACUUGUGUCAGGC
This is a messenger RNA of Electrophorus electricus (electric eel), 2177 nucleotides long. It is a transcript of the gene pdhb, whose product is annotated as pyruvate dehydrogenase E1 subunit beta. The record is from RefSeq and is a predicted model, not a curated record. Gene Ontology annotation, biological process: pyruvate decarboxylation to acetyl-CoA. NCBI's taxonomy places the organism in Eukaryota, Metazoa, Chordata, Actinopteri, Gymnotiformes, Gymnotidae. Gene Ontology annotation, cellular component: pyruvate dehydrogenase complex. Gene Ontology annotation, molecular function: pyruvate dehydrogenase (acetyl-transferring) activity.